Molecule: messenger RNA, 2400 nt
Organism: Setaria italica (foxtail millet)
Lineage: Eukaryota; Viridiplantae; Streptophyta; Magnoliopsida; Poales; Poaceae
Product: ent-kaur-16-ene synthase, chloroplastic
Exons: 13
Coding region: 1-2400 (799 amino acids)
Biological process (GO): diterpenoid biosynthetic process
Molecular function (GO): magnesium ion binding; terpene synthase activity
Source: RefSeq, a predicted model, not a curated record
AUGGGAGAGUUUGAGGUGGGCGUCUGUAUGCUGCACCGGCGAGAGGUUGAGCGCGCGCAGCAUCUGACCGCGCUCGAUGCCGGGUUUGCCAAUAAGAUAUUUGGAGACAUCAAAGUUUCCCUUCAAAGUAAGAACACAUGGGAGCUGGAGAAUACGGUCCGACAGAAGCUCCUUGUCCCUGAGCAGCUGCCAUCAUCGUAUGACACGGCUUGGGUUGCAAUGGUGCAUGCAAAGGGUGCUCCUCAGGCACCACGCUUUCCUCUGUUUGUGGAGUGGAUACUGCAAAACCAGCAUAAUGAUGGUUCCUGGGGGCUAGGUCACCUUGACCCGUGUUCGCUUGGCAAGGAUGCCAUCUCCUCGACGUUGUCAUGCAUUCUAGCAUUGAAGACAUGGAACAUCGGUGAUGAACACAUCAGGAAAGGGCUCUGUUUCAUCGAAAAGAAUUCUUCCUACAUUAUGGAUGAGAAGUGCAGUGCACCUCUAGGAUUCAACAUCAUCUUUCCUGGCAUGAUAAGGUUGGGAAUUGACUUAGGAUUGGAAUUCCCACUAAAGCAAUCUGAUGUUGAUGGGAUUUUCCGGCUUCGAGAAAUAGAGUUACGACAAAGGUUUGCCACUGCAUAUAUCAUGGCUUUGGGAAGAAAAGCCUACAUGGCAUACAUAGCAGAAGGAUUAGCAGACGUACAAGACUGGGAUGGAGUUUUGACAUAUCAAAGCAAGAAUGGAUCAUUAUUCAACUCGCCCUCCGCAACUGCCGCCUUAGCAAUCCACGGCCACAAUGCGAAUGCGCUCAAGUACUUGGAGUUCCUUGUAAACAAGUUGGGCAGCUCAGCUCCAACGAUCUAUCCAUCAAAUGUACACUCACAGCUUUGCAUGAUUGACGUCCUUCAAAAUAUGGGAAUAUCAUAUUAUUUUGCUUAUGAAAAAAACAACAUAUUGGACAUGACAUACAGGUCUUGGCUUCAAUAUGAUGAGGAGAUAAUCAUGGAUAUGGAGACAUGUGCAAUGGCAUUUCGAUUACUGCGCAUGCACGGAUAUGACAUCUCCUCUGAUGCAAUGUCUCACUUUGCUGAUGAGUCUAGAUUCCAGGAAUCACUGCACGGACACAUAAAUGAUACGAAGACGUUGCUCAAAUUGUACAAAGCUUCACAAGUAUGUAUCUACGAAGAUGAAUGUAACCUACAAAACAUUGGUUCAUGGUCUGGUAAACUGCUGCAUGAACAACUAUCUUCCAAUAGACUGUCAAUACCAAUAAUGCGUCACGAGGUAGAAGGCGCCCUUAAAUUUCCAUUUCACUUGGCCACCGUAGGACCACUAGAGCACAAGAGGAACAUAGAGCAUUUCAACACCAAGGGGAUCCGGAUGCAAAAAUCGGCAUUCUUGGCAUGUCAGGCAGCUGAAGAUAUCCUUGCACUAGCCACUCAAAAAUUCCAUAUCUCCCAAUCUCUGUACAAGAAAGAACUUGGGUGCAUUGAGAGAUGGGCAAAAGAGGCUGGUCUGAACCGGUUCAAGUUUACAAGAGCCGUGUCUUUGGAUUUGCCCAUCUUUAUGGCUUCCACCAUCUUCCCUCCUGAAUUGUACCAUGCCAGCAUCGCGUGGAUUCAAAAUAGUAUUCUGACCACAAUAGUUGAUGACUUCUUUGAUGGUGGAGGUUCAACCGAAGAGCUAGAAAACCUUGUCACGUUGAUUGAGAAAUGGGAUGCGCAUGCCGGGAUCGGGUUCUGCUCUGAGGAUGUAGAAAUCAUGUUCUAUGCUAUUUACAACACCAAUAACCAGAUCGGAGCGAAGGCUGCAGAGGUUCAGAAUCGCAGGGUCAUCGGCCAUAUUGCUAAAGUUUGGGUAAACGCGGUGCGGGCCAACAUGACUGAGGCAGAGUGGACGAGGAAAAGGUAUGUGCCGACCAUGCAAGAGUACAUGCCGGUUGCAGAGGUUACCAUGGUGCUGGGCCCCAUUGUUUCUCCAUCGCUCUACUUGGUCGGACCGGAACUCUCAGAAGACAUUGUGAGGGGUUCGGAGUACAAGGACCUGCUCAGGCAUGCGUCCAUCUGCUGUCGUCUCCUCAACGAUAUACAGACAUACGACAAGGAGAAGAGCCAGGGCAUCAUCAAUAGCGUCCUGCUCCAAGUUCUUGGCCAUGGCGCCUCCAGUAGUGAAGCGGCGAAGAGGGAGAUUUUGGGGCUCGUCGCUGAUUCCCGGAGGGAGCUGCUGAGGCUUGUGCUCAGCAAGGAAGCAACUAUUCCUAGGUCAUGCAGAGACAUCUUCUGGAACACCUACAAGUUAGGGCAUCUGUUCUACUCGCAGGGGGAUGGCUUUAGCAUGUCGCAGGAGCUGGCGGUAGCGGUGAAUGCGGUCGUUCAUGAGCCACUGCAAGUAACACCUCCCUCACGUUUGAAGAGAGGGUAA